Molecule: messenger RNA, 2703 nt
Organism: Penicillium malachiteum
Lineage: Eukaryota; Fungi; Ascomycota; Eurotiomycetes; Eurotiales; Aspergillaceae
Product: putative voltage-gated chloride channel (ClcA)
Exons: 4
Coding region: 1-2703 (900 amino acids)
Biological process (GO): transmembrane transport; chloride transport
Cellular component (GO): membrane; Golgi apparatus; early endosome
Molecular function (GO): voltage-gated chloride channel activity
Source: RefSeq, a predicted model, not a curated record
AUGCCACGUUCAGUUCCACAGUUUGCCCCCUCUCGAGGCGAGCAAGAUGAGGCUCAGGUCGAAGCUCAGGCCGCCCGAACCGCACCGCCAUCCCCCACCGCUCACCGCCGUCGGAGUUACCUAUCGGAAGAGCAUACAGGAUAUCAAUCGCUGGACUCCCAUCUAGAAGCCACCGAAACUACGAGUCUACUAGGAGCUACUGCACCACAGCGCCGAGCUCCCCGUCGAUCAUACACCAGUGUCUCCGGGGUAUCAGGUCCGGAUUCUGUACGCUAUCUCCUGGGCGCGGGAAGCUCGCGUCGGGUACGAAACCAUAGUCGAACGAACUCAAUACGGAGACACACGAGCCGACGGAACAGUAUCGGAGACGCAGAUGGAGGUCGAGAUGCGGACCAGCUGGCGCUCGCGUACGGCGAGGAGACAUCGAGCUUACCGGCGUCAACAAAGAACGGGUUAACAGCUUCAUCGUUUCUGGACGAGCGCACCUGGUAUGAUCAGUUCACCUCCACAGACUGGGUCCACGAUAGUAUCGCCGAUGCUGCUCGCCUACGUCAACUUCGCCGUCGCAAAGAUAUCCGAGGCCGGUUACUGGCGGGGUUUGAUGGAGCACAGGGAUGGAUUCUCGUUGCCUUGACGGGUUGCAUAACUGCGGCGAUCGCCUACUUGGUGGAUGUAACGGAGGAUAAGGUGUUUGAUGCGAAGGUCGGGUUUUGCUCUUCGCGAUGGUUUGCUAGUCGGAGUAUUUGCUGCGAGGGUGCCUCAUCGUGUGAGGCCUGGCAAACGUGGGCGCAGAUCCUCGGACCUUCCGGCUCGGAGAACAAGUCGAUGGACUUUGUCAUGUUUGUAAUUUGGGUGGUCGUUUUGGCUAUGAUUUCCUGUGGCCUUACCCUCCUUACGAAAACAGUUGUGCCGUCCUCGGUCUCGUUGGCCACAUUAGAUGAAAACCUCGGGGCCGAGUCUCGGAACUUGUUCAGUGCUGGUGGUGCCGGUUCCCCCGGAUCCCAAACAAGUCCUCAUGGCACCUUCCCCAAUGCUCCCUCGAGGCCCGCUAUGGUCUACUACUCGGCUGCUGGCAGCGGAGUGGCAGAGGUGAAAGUCAUCAACAGUGGCUUUGUUCUGCAUGGAUACCUGGGCUUGAAAACCUUGGUUGUGAAAACAGUUGCUUUAGUAUUUAGUAUUGCGUCCGGCCUGAGUCUGGGCAAAGAAGGUCCAUAUGUUCACAUUGCUACCUGCGUGGGCAACAUCUUUUGUCGAUUAUUUGCCAAGUACAACCAGAAUGAUGGCAAGCGACGAGAGGUUCUCAGUGCUGCUGCAGCCAGCGGAGUUGCAGUUGCUUUUGGUGCUCCCAUUGGUGGAGUGUUGUUCAGCUUGGAGGAGGUCAGCUACUACAGCUCGUCCAAGACCUUGUUUCGCACGUUCUUCUGUUGUAUUGCGGCCGCUCUAUCCCUGAAGUUUCUGAACCCCUACGGCACGGGAAAGAUUGUUCUGUUUGAAGUAAGGUAUCUUUCAGACUGGGAGGUGUUUGAGCUAUUCAUCUUCAUUUUCCUUGGAAUACUUGGCGGUGCAGCUGGUGCUCUGUUCAUUAAAGCCUCCAGUAUCUGGGCUCGUUCAUUUCGGCGUAUCCCUGCCAUCAAACAGUGGCCGAUGCUCGAGGUUUUUCUGGUGGCCCUUGUGACUGGCCUGGUCAGCUUUUGGAACAGAUAUACCAAACUCCCGGUCAGCGAGCUCUUGUUUGAGCUCACCAGUCCUUGUGAGCGAGUUUCCCAGGACGGCACGGGGCUAUGCCCCCAUGAGGGCAAUAUAAUGGCCACUGUGCAGUACCUGCUUGUCCCAGCUGGCAUCUACGUACCGUCCAUGGUUGUUGGUGGCCUAAUGGGUCGAAUUGUUGGGCAUAUUGUACAGUAUUGGGUAGCGAAGAACCCGACUUUCUUCCUUUUCAAUUCAUGCCCUGCUGUCCCCGGCAUGGAGAGCUGUGUCACCCCAGGGGUGUAUGCUUUAGUGGCAGCGGGUGCCACAAUGUGUGGAGUGACUCGCCUGUCAGUGACAUUGGCAGUCAUUCUUUUCGAGCUUACCGGAAGUCUGAACCAUGUUCUUCCAUUUUCGCUUGCAGUACUUUGCGCCAAAUGGACUGCAGAUGCGAUUGAGCCACGCAGUAUCUAUGACUUCUUAACCGAUAUGAAUGCCUACCCAUUCUUAGACAGCAAACUUCAACCGACAUCUGAUGCAGAGCUGGGUGAUAUCGUUCGACCAGUGCGCAAAGAUCGCAUUAUCGAUAUCUCCAAUUCACCAUUUGUUGCUGCAAGCGAGCUGCGCUUAAAACUCGAGCACCUGCUGAUGGCGGGUGAGCUGGACAGUGGCCUCCCCAUUCUGCGAGACGGGAUUCUCGCAGGCCUCAUCCCAGCCCCAGACUUGGAGUUUGCGCUUGAUACUCUCGGCGAUGACGAGGAGAGUACAUAUUGCCUCAUGGCAAUGGAUUCUUCACUCGCAAUUUAUGAUAGUGAUAACGAGGAUAUCAUCCAGGAGGAUUUCACGCGCUACAUUGAUCCUGCGCCGAUUGCUCUCGAUGUCCAUUCGCCAAUUGAUUUGGUCUACCAGUGUUUUGCCAAACUUGGUUUGAGAUACCUUUGCGUUCUUCAUAAUGGCCAGUACGCCGGAUUGCUUCACAAGAAAUCUUUUGUGAAGUUUAUGAAACAAAAUGAGUAG